Messenger RNA from Lycium ferocissimum, 471 nucleotides. RefSeq lists its product as uncharacterized. Lineage: Eukaryota; Viridiplantae; Streptophyta; Magnoliopsida; Solanales; Solanaceae. Bases 1 to 471 code for a protein of 156 amino acids. The transcript is spliced from 2 exons. The record is from RefSeq and is a predicted model, not a curated record.
AUGAAUGUUCAACAGAGGAAGGAUGAAUCCACUAGCCAAGGAGAUGGGAAUGAGAAGGAUUCUGGCACUAGCAAGGAGAAACAUGUUGAGACUCCAAAUCAAACUAAUGCUAGUGAACAAAAAAAAAAAAAAGCAAAGAGCAAGGAAAUGGAGGAAGGGAAAAUACAACCCCUUCGUCAGAUGCCUUCUCACAUUAGGGAUGCCCCUGGGAUUGAUCUAUUUGUGGAUCUCAAUUGUGAUAUCCAAAGAAACAAAAAUUUGACAGAGAAGAACAAGAAAAAUCAGCAGCAAAAGGAAAACCCUAUAGAUACCAAGACUGACAGUUCCAAAGAAAAAGAAAAAGAAAAAGAAACUCAACACAAGAACAAAAGGGGAAGGAAGGAAGAAAGAAAAUUUGGGAGAAAUCAUGCCUUAUCAAUCGACUCUAUUGAAUCCAGGAGCCAAAAGAUUGAUCAACAUCAUACUGCAUAG